AUGGGUGGGAACUUGGGAGGAGGUUCCGGUGGAGGACAGACUCCCAGAAGGGGGCCGGCAGACCGAAACCACGGAGGAAGGAGCCAGGGAGGAGACGACGGAGGGAGAAGCCAGGGAGAAGACAGGAGUGACCUGGAGCAGGAGGAGCCCAGCAGGACCCAGGACACAGCCAUAACAGCCCAUGGUCUGGUGUCGGUUUUGAUAGUGUUUGUGUGGCUGGGUGGAAAACAGGUCUUUCCCCUUCAACCCAUCUGUGACCUGAGGGUUCUGGACCACUUUGUACGAGAAGCUCGAGAUUCUGUAGUCAUCAUGCGAGGUAGCAGAGGAGGCUGUGGAGCGAUGAAAUCCUACUUUGUACCACUGACUAGUGUUGACUUUGCUUUUUGGGAACAUAUAGACGUUCAGGAACUGGCCGUGGAGGUCCAGACUGGACUGUCUCUGCUGGUUCAGGCCCUGAGUACAGCAAUGAAAGCAGUGAGCAACUCCCGUCUGGCCAAUGCACUGGAUAACAACAUCAGUAACAUCCACAGCCUCAGCCAGAUCCUGCACAGUCUUGAUUUACAGCAUGCCAGGUCCACAGUUCUUCCAGAUGAUUCAGCUCCUGCCAGCACACAGACGCAGGAGGUCUCCUCUCUCCCAGAACUUCUGCAGGUGCAGAGCAGUUUCCUGCGUGGGAAAGUCAGACUCCUGCUUUCAGCUGCACCAGCCUGCCAACGGCAAAACAGCUGAUGCAAACUCAGGAACUGUUUACAGCAGUCACAGAUACACACAAACCCAGACACGAACACUUGAUUGUGACUUUUUACUCAAUCUUAAAGGGUUAGUUCACCCAAAAAUGAAAAUUAGCUUUUACUCACCCUCGAAGCAUCCUAGGUGUAUAUGACUUUCCUCUUUCAGACCAAUCUAGUCGGAGUUAUAUUAAAAAUUAUCCUGGCUAUUCCAAGCUGUAUCGUUGUAGUCAGCAGGUGUUGCAGUUGAACUGUCCACAUGUCCUCAAAUAAAGCUCAUGAUUCAUAAUAAAACGUGCCGCAGCCGGCUCCAGGGGAUGUAUAAAGGCCUCCUGUAGCGAAUCCAUGCGUUUUUUUGUAAGAAAAAUAUCCAUAUUUAAGAGGUAAUAAACACUUUUCUCUCACUUCCGUUAUCUGUCAUACGCGGAUCCGUUUCAGCGGAUGACACAGCACAUAAUAUGCGCAGCGCGCGCGCUUCUGAGAUAUGCUAGUCUAGCGAAUUUGUUUAUAGGAGCAAAAGAAGCAUAGUUUCCUUACUUUAGCAAAGGAAAACCAGUCUCCUCUUGGUUUAUAUCAAAAUCCUCCAACAUUUUUCUUUACAAAUCCUUGUACUUGUAAUUCGUGACUGGCGUUUUGUUUUCUCUUCACAUUUGUCACUAAUUACGCAACGCCGCGUGUCUUACGUCAUCCGCCGGAAUUGCUUCAGUGUAUGACAGUAAGCGGAAGAGAGAGAAAAGUGUUUAUUAUGUUUGAAAUAAGGAUACAGGGGGCCUUUAUUCAUCCCCCGGAACCGUCUGGGGCACGCUUUAUUAUGAAUGCACAAUCUUUAUUUGGUGACUUGUGGUUUUCAACUGCAAUACCCACUGAC
Messenger RNA from Cyprinus carpio (common carp), 1596 nucleotides. RefSeq names its product erythropoietin-like. The record is from RefSeq and is a predicted model, not a curated record. Gene Ontology annotation, molecular function: erythropoietin receptor binding; hormone activity; cytokine activity. The transcript has 5 exons. Gene Ontology annotation, biological process: nucleate erythrocyte development. The coding region runs from base 1 to 729 and encodes 242 amino acids. Lineage: Eukaryota; Metazoa; Chordata; Actinopteri; Cypriniformes; Cyprinidae. Gene Ontology annotation, cellular component: extracellular region.